UUUGUGGACAGAUGGACCAGUUAACAUACUUGGUGUUGUUGUCCCAGAAAAUCUGGAAGAUCUAGGCUCAGUAAAUUAUGAUAAUCGACUAAGAAAGCUGGACAAAAUUAUGCAAUUAUGGAAAGGGAAAUUCCUAACCUUGUAUGGUAAAAUGUCUAUUGCCAACUCGUUAAUUAUUCCUCAAUUUAUUUAUUUGUUUUUGUCAUUACCAGCUCCAUCACAAAACUUUUUUAAGAUUUAUGAGCGGAGGGUCUUCGAUUUUGUCUGGAACGGCAAACCAGAAAAGAUUAAAAGAAAGGUUUUGUACAAAGAGUAUGAAUAUGGGGGCCUGAAACUUCUCAACCUUGAAGCUAUGUGUCUGUCUUUAAAAGCAUCAAUUGUUCCAAAGAUGUAUUUAAACAUUGAGUGGUACACAAAUGUCCUGUUGGACAAAAAACAUGUACUGUAUCAAAAGAAAUGGUAUCCUUUUUUACAAGUGAUCCCCUCCCAGAGAGUCUGCUGGGAAACAUAAAGGAAACAAUCCACUCAUAGUGGUGUUUUCAAUUUUAUGUGCCAGAAAAAAGAGACAAUAUUUUGCAGCAGUUAAUAUGGAUGAACUCUAAUAUUGUAAUAGAUGGAAAGCCUUUCUUUUGGAAAAAUAUGUUUGAAAGAGGAAUCAUUUUUGUCAAUGAUAUUAUCAAUGAGAAUGGUAAAAUUAUGAAGUAUGAUGAAUUUAGAGCUAUGUAUGGUGAUGCUUGCUCAAGCUUUUCAUUUGAUCAACUAACUGGAGUAAUUGGGAAAAGAUGGAAACAAAUAAUUAAUUAUGGAACUACUAAAUUAUUAGUUUGUGAAACCUCUAAUAAGAAAUUCUAGUUGGCAAAAAGGAACUAAAAUAAAUAGAAAAAUAUAUAAUUUUUAUUUAAUAAAGAAAUCUUUGAAGGCUGCCUCAUACAACACAAAUGGAAAAUGGGAGGACUUUUUUGACUGCCCGUUGCCAUGGGAUGCCAUAUUCAAACUAAUCUAUAAAACCACUAUCGAUGUGCAAAAUCGUUAUUUUCAAUAAAAUUAUUUAUAACUUCCUACCCACAGGGAAAAUGUUAAAAUUAUGGAAUAUGACAGAGUCAGAUGAUUGCCGAUUUUGUUGUCAGGAGCCUGAAUCCACCCUGCAUUUGUUUUGGUAUUGUCAUAAUGUGUCUUUGUUUUAGUGCGGUGGGUUAGCGCACAUUUUUAGGCGUACCGUUACGGAGCGGAUAAAAGCGCCAAUUUUUUUACAGGCCUUCUUUAUGACCUACUGAAGGAUUUUAGAAGGGUACUCAAACUUAAAUAUUGAAAAUACCCAUAUAGUGCACAAAAUUGUUUAAAAAAUGUUAUUCCGGAGUCAUAAAAGGUAUAUUGCUGAUAAAUUGUUGUUUUUUUCCACUUAGGAAGGUAAAUUUGCUUUUAAUUGGGUCCAGUGAUGGAUAAACAUUCAAAAUGAUGUCUAAAAUGCAUUACCAAGGCACCUGGUACAGGUACAUCCUCCAUAAAGUCCUGUACAGUAUAGGCGGAAUUAAGAAAAAAGCUGAAAAAAUGUCAUGUUCUGCAUGUAGUGUGGGUAAAGACAUUCUCUAUUCAUUUUGUAAUUAGAAUUAAUCAUGAAGUUGUUCAUAAUCGCAACUACUGUUUCAAUAUACAUUCACAACACCAGAUGGCGAUAUAUAAACUAGCCUGCAUGAUCACAAUAAGUUCCAGCCUGAUCACAUGAUCACAUGAUCACUGUGCAGUUCAGCAUCACACAGAGCUGCAAUCAAGCAGGUGUUCAUCAGGUAAAUAUAACAAUAAUAAUGCUUUGAGAAUGAGCUGUAUGUUGCUUAACAAAGCAUAAGGAAAGUUAAAAAGAUUAGCUAGGCUACCUAUUUUAGACAUCUAAUGUUAUCAGCACAUGUUUUUUUGCUGCAACCAAGGUUAAGAUAGAUGAUGUAAAUCAUGUGAUCCCUGUCACUGCAUUUGAUCAGCCUCUGUUUGCUCUGGCUAAGCUUGUACAAUGGAAAUGGCCGAACACCCAUGGUGAAAGAGUUCAUGUAGUUAUGCUGGGAGGAUUACACACAGAGAUGGCUCUCUGGAAUACACUUGGCGAUCUCCUAGAGGGCUCUGGUUGGACGACAGCACUGAUUGAAGCAGAAGUGGCAUCAAGUGGCAUGGCUGAGUCGUUUCUGAAAGCAGCACACCUAACACGAACCAGGCAUGCACACCAGGUCACUGUCUUGACACUGCACAAUCUACAACAGGAGGCUUUCAGGGUUAGUGCAGGCCCCAAAGAUGAAGAGUCCUUCAUGGCUUGGAGAAACAACAUGCUGAAGAAGAGUCCGACGUUCAUGUUCUGGGAUCUGAUCAUGAGAUAUGAAACCCUCAUUCUCAUCUUCAUAAGGGCACACAGAGAGCAGAAUUUCCUACUGUAUGUAGAAGUGCUUGAAGAACUGGCCCCUCUAUUCUUUGCCUUGGACCAUGUGAACUAUUCAAGAUGGUUGCCUGUCCAUAUCAGGGACAUGAAGUCUUUGCCCGACUCUAUCAAGGACGAGUUUGAGAAGAAUUCUCACUGGGUUCUUUCAAAGACAUCUAACAGGUUUUCUGCAAUCCCACUGGACCAAGCUCAUGAACAAGAGAACAAGAAUGUGAAAGGUUCAGGUGGUGCGGUUGGCCUCACAGAAAAUCCAACUGCCUUCAGAAGAUGGAUGCUCACAGGCCCAGAAAUGGCAAGAUUGAUAAAGGAAUUUGAAGAGGAAUAUCUCCAAGAUGACAAAGAGAGCUUCCAGCACCAUGAGCAGGGUCUUGGCACACAGAAGACAUUCCAGAGACAGGUCAACAGUCUGUCAGAUACCAUAAGGCGUAUGGGAAACCCUUUCCUGGAUGUCUUCGAGGAACUUGUGACUCUUGAUAGUCGCAACUGCGCAGAUAAAUUAGUCGCAAAUACCAUGCUCAUCCUGGAGGACACAGGGAAGAGACAAUAUCAGGAGUUUGUCAAGAAGGUGCUUGAUGAACGCACACAAUCUAUCCAUGAUCCGAUUAAAAGGAAUUCCUUGGCAGUCUUCAGGCAACCUAGACGCAAGACAAUGUCUAAAGAUGGGAAAAAGAUUAAAGUGCUUCAGAACAACGUGGCACUCUUUGGCCAGCUAUAUGUAGCUAUGCAGAGCCGUGAGAGUAAUUUGGAUGAAUUCUUUACACAUGAGGUGCAGUCCUUCCCUCCAUCUCUCUCAGACUUUGGAAAACUUCAUCUGACAGGCACCAAAUCAGACCUGCUACAAUGUCUUGAGCAGCCAGAACAAUCAGAGCCACCCUCAACCUAUGACUUCAAAGUCCUAGAUGGGGCAGUAAUUGUCCACUGCCUGCCCACUAUUAGAGUGAGCACGUUUGAUGCUUAUGCAAAUGAGGUUUUCAUCCCCUACCUGCAGAAGCAGCUGCAGGAUGCAAAACGAUUGGAUGUUGUAUGGGACACGUACAUCCCUGACAGCUUGAAGGAGUCCACCCGAGAAAAAAGAGGACGUGGUGUUCGCAGGAAAGUGUCAGGCCCGACAAAGUUGCCAGGCAACUGGAUGGACUUUCUUCGCGACCCAAUCAACAAGAAGGAGUUGUUUGAUUUCUUGACAUCCAAGAUCCAAGAGUUCAGCUGGCCACCAACCAAAGCUGUGUAUGUCACAUCGGGGCAAGCGGUGUCAGGACAAGCUUUUGGUUCCACUAGCAUGAUGGACUGUUGCAACCAUGAGGAGGCAGACACAAGGAUAGUGGUCCAUCUACAAUGCGCAUUGAAGGAGGGAGCAAAGACAGUUCUUGUGCGAACUGUGGACACUGAUGUCAUCGUGAUCCUUGCUGGUUUAUUUUAUGAUUUGGUGGUGCUUCAACCAUUGACUGACAUCUGGGUGGCUUUUGGCAUGGGAAAAAGGUUCAGAUAUUACCACAUAAACCACAUCUGCAAAAGCCUGGGGGAACCCAAAUCACAAGGUCUGCUUAUGUUCCACGCAUAUUCAGGUUGUGACACAACAUCUGCAUUUAACGGAAAAGGCAAGAAGUCAGCUUGGAGGGCCUGGCAAGCCUAUGAUGCUGCUACAGAAACAUUUAUGUAUCUGGCAAAGCAUCCAUUCCAGGAACUAAAAGUUGACUCUGAGCAUUUCCAGACACUUGAGAGGCUGACUGUGAUCCUGUACAACAGAUCCAGUCCUUUGAACUCCAUCAGUCAAACAAGGAAGGAACUCUUCUGUCAAGACAGUCGGCCGAUGGAGAGAUUACCUCCCACGCAGGAUGCCCUACUCCAGCAUGUAAAACGGGCUGUGUUUCAGGCAGGAAUCUGGGCAACCAGCACAGACACACAGCAAGUGAUUCCUUCUCCAAAGGACUUUGGAUGGACCAAGGACGAAACAGGGUCAUGGGUUCCAGUUUGGAUAACCAUUCCCGAGGUCUCCAUUGCCUGCAGAGAGCUGAUAAAAUGCUCAUGUAAAGGUGACUGUUCCAGCUGUAAAUGCAGCAAUGCUAAUAUUGACUGUUCUCCACUUUGCAAAUGCAACUGCUGCAAAUAGACACCAGAUUACUUCAUAGUGUAGUAAGAAGAGUCAUCCAGGCCAUUGGUCCUCAGCCCCCAUGCUGAUCAUGUGCACCAGCUGACUUGCCCCUUUAAUUUAUUUUUGGCCUCAAUCAGAGUUCUAACAUUAUAAUUGCAUUAAAGGUUUUAUGGAUAAUACUUCAUGUGCUGGGUCUUGAAUCAUCAUCUGAAAAUGAUACUUUUUGCUAUUUCCGUCCAUAAUGAGGCCUUAUUUGAAAGCCAAAUGGUUCAUAAUGGAAUCAAAUAUUGGCAUUCUGGCUGUUCUGGGAUGUGAAGACACUACCUGUAGACACCCUGUGCAAGUAUGAUGUAAAAACUAGCAGCAGGAGGACACAUGACAAGAAUUAGUCCUUUUUUAGUAUAGGCGUUUUUUGCAGUUAUUGAUCAAAAUAACUUAUGUGCACUAUAAAGGUAUUUUCAAUAUUUAAGUUUGAGUACCCUUCUAAAAUCCUUCAGUAGGUCAUAAAGAAGGCCCAUAAAAAAUUUGGCGCUUUUAUCCGCUCCGUAACGGUAAUGUCACUAAGCCACCAGACUAUUUUGGGUGGAAGUUGAAAAAAUGUGUUUAAGGAUUGGUUUGUUUAUGAAGCUUAAUGUGGUUUCUGUUAUUUUAGGAGAGUUCAUUGACAAUCAUGAUUUAGUCAAUUUAAUUAUAGUACUCGGUAAAAUGUUUAUUUUUAAGGCCAAAAACAGAUAUUCACUUAGUAUUACUUUCUUUAAAACAUUUAUUCAGUAUUUUCUAACUUUAGAAAGUUACAUGGUUGAAAACGAUAAUGAUGCCAAAAAACAUUAUUAAAAAGAUGAGAAGUCCUCAAAGGCUUAUUUUGAAAGUAUAAUUAUAUUUAUAGAUUAUAUGAUAUCUGUUGUUGUGUUCCCUAAUUUGAGUGACCUGGACAUAAUCUGGACUGUACAUAAAUGCUUAUUUUGAAAAUGUAAUUUUGUUUAUAAAUUAUAUGCAAUCUGUUGUGUUCCCUAAUUUUUUUCUGUGUACAUGAAUGAAGGUGUGUGUU
This is a messenger RNA of Entelurus aequoreus (snake pipefish), 5556 nucleotides long. RefSeq lists its product as uncharacterized. The coding region runs from base 2046 to 4526 and encodes 826 amino acids. The record is from RefSeq and is a predicted model, not a curated record. Lineage: Eukaryota; Metazoa; Chordata; Actinopteri; Syngnathiformes; Syngnathidae. The transcript has 2 exons.